AUGGAGAAUGACGAGAAACAACUGGAGGAGCAAAAGGAAAAAUUGCAAUUGGAGAAAAGAGAAAUCAACGAGACAAUGAUUAAAACGGAUAAAGGUUUCCAAGAACUACAGACGGAGAAGGAAACGCUGCUGCAGCAGAUCUUCAACUUGGAGGAGGAAAAAAAUAAGAUUAUAGAAACAUCAGAAAGAGAUAUGGAAGAAACUAAACGGGAGAAUGAGAAGGAGAGAACUGCUUUGAUGGAGCAGAAAACAAGAUUGGACCUCGAGAAAGAUGAACUUGUGAAAUCAAAUAAAAAACAUGAGGGAGAAAUAGAAACGCUGCAAUCAUCGAAGUGGAACUUGGACGGGCAAAGGGAAGACCUGGAAUCCAGUUUCCAAGAACUGGAUUCCAUUUAUUUGGUGAACCUGGACUCUGAUGAAGAUUUAAAUCUGGGAUUCAAAUUGGAAUUCUCUGAUUCUGGAAUUGAAACGGAAAUGGAGCAAAACAAGGAAAAGAGGCUUCAGCAAGAAGGAAAAACUAUAGAGGGAGAUAAGAAAUCAAUAAAAGAGGACGGGAAACAAUUGGAACUAGAAGCAACAAAAGUCUUGAAAACAGAACUGGAGGAAAUCCGUGAAGAACUAGAGGGAAAGAAAAAGAAGCUGCAGCAGCAGGAAAAACAUCAAUUACUGGAAGAGACAAAAAGAGAUAUUGAACAAAUUAAACAGGAGAAUGACGAAGGGAAAAUGGAUUUGAUGGAGCAGAAAACAAGAUUGGACCUGGAGAAAGAUGAACUUGUGAAAUCAAAUAAAAAACAUGAGAGAGAAAUAGAAACACUGCAAUCAUCAAAGUGGAACUUGGACGUGCAAAGGGAAGACCAGGAAUCCAGUUUCCAAGAACUGGAUCUGGAGAAAAGUGAGUUGGACUUUAUUGAGGGAGAAAUUGAAGAAAAUUAUAAGAAAACUAAGUCACAGAAAAAGAAGCUGAAGAAACAGGUGUCAUUUAAGACCCCACUUGAAGAGGUUAGGUACUUCUCCUCUUACGAUCCCCCCAUUGACGUUCAAAACAAGAAUCCAAGCUGCAAUCCACCAAAUGACAGAGAACACAUUUAUUUGAUGGACCAAGACAAUCUGGACUGGGAUUCAGAUUUCAAUCCGGACUUCGAAUUGGAAUUGUUUAAUUGUGGAAUUGAAACGGAAAUGGAGCAAAACGAGGAAAAGAGGCUUCAGCAAGAAGGAAAAACUAUAGAGGGAGAUAAGAAAUCAAUAAAAGAGGACGGGAAACAAUUGGAAAUAGAAGCAACAAAAGUCUUGAAAACAGAAAUGGAGGAAAUCCGUGAAGAACUAGAGGGAAAGAUAAAGAAGCUGCAGCAGCAAUUCACCGACUGGGAGGAAAAACAUCAACUAGAAGAGACAAAAAGAGAUAUAGAACAAAUUAAACGGGAGAAUGACCAAGAGAAAAUGGAUUUGAUGCAGCUGAUAACAAGAUUGGACUUCGAGAAAGAUGAACUUGUGAAAUCAAAUAAAAAACAUCAGAGAGAAAUAGAAAUGCAAACAGAACAGAGAAUCAGUGAGAUGAAGAUUCAAAUGGAGGAAGGUCUUCAAGAAUUCCAGAGAGAGAAGACGGAGAUGCUGCAGCAGAUCUUCAAUUUAGAGAAGAAAAUGAAACAAUCUGAAGAAGAAAACAAAACCUUGGAGACGGAGAAAUCUCUAAGAGAACAAUCCAAUCUAAUAUUGGAGGUAUUCUCGAAACAAUUAACAUUAAUAAAGAAUAGUCUGGAUUAUAACAGGAAACAGCUGGAAGAGGAGAGGGAGACAUUGCAACAGGAGAAAAGACAAAUGAAUGAGAUGAAGAUUGAAAUGAAGGAAGGCUUUCGACACCUCCAGACGGAGGAGGAAAUGCUGCUGCAGCAGCAUGGAAAACUGGAGGAAAACAUCAAAUAUUUUACAUUAAUAAAGAAUAGUCUGGAUGAUGACAGGAAACAGCUGGAAGAGGAGAGGGAGAAACUGGAACAGGAGAAAAGACAAAUGAAUGAGAUGAAGAUUCAAAAUGAGAAAACUCUUCAACUGCAGGCAAGAAAAGUGGAGGAUGACAAGAAAACUCUGGAAAAGGAGAGGGAGACAUUAGAGCUGGAGAAAAGACAAAUGAAUGAGACAAAGAUUGAAAUGGAUAAAGGUCUCCAAGAACUACAGACGGAGAAGGAAAUGCUGCUGCAGCAGAUGUUUUACUUGGAGGAGGAAAAAGUUGAGAUAAUAGAAACAUCCGAAAGGGAUAUGGAAGAAAGUAAACGGGAGAAUGAGAAGGAGAGAACGGCUUUGAUGGAGCAGAAAACAAGAUUGGACCUGGAGAAAGAUGCACUUGUGAAAUCAAAUAAAAAGCAUCAGAGAGAAAUAGAAGUAGACCUUAAACACCUCCGGACAGAGAAGGAAACGCUGAUGCAGCAAUCCUUACAAUUAAAGGAGGAAAAGAAACUUGUGGAAGAUGAGAAGAAAACUUUGGAGAUGGAGAAAUCUCUAAGGGAACAAUCAAAUCUAAAAUUGGAGGAAUUAACAAAUCAAUUAACAUUGGUAAAGAAUAGACUGCCGCCACAGAUGAAAAAACUGAGGGAUGACAAGGAAAAACUGGAAAAAGACAGGGAGACAUUGGAACAGGAGAAAAGAGAAAUCAACGAGACAAAGAUUAAAAUGGAUAAUGGUCUCCAAGAACUAAAGAGAGAGAAGGAAGAGAUGCUGCAGCAGAUCUUCAAUUUAGAGAAGAAAAUGAAACAAUUGGAAGAAGAAAACAAAACCUUGGAGAUGGAGAAAUCUCUAAGAGAACAAUCAAAUCUAGAAUUGGAGGAAUUAACGAAACAAUUAACAUUGGUAAAGAAUAGACUGCCGACAAAGAUGAAAAAACUGAGGGAUGACAGGGAAAAACUGGAAAAAGACAGGGAAACAUUGGAACAGGAGAAAAGAGAAAUCAACGAGACUAUGAUUAAAAUGGAUAAAGGUCUCCAAGAACUACAGACAGAGAAGGAAAUGCUGCUGCAGCAGAUCUUCAACUUGGAGGAGGAAAAAGUUGAGAUAAGAGAAAAAUCCGAAAGGGAUAUGGAAGAAACUAAACGGGAGAAUGAGAAGGAGAGAACGGCUUUGAUGGAGCAGAAAACAAGAUUGGACCUGGAGAAAGAUGAACUUGUGAAAUCAAAUAAGAAACAUCAGAGAGAAAUAGAAAUGCAAACAGAACAGAGAAUCAGUGAGAUGAAGAUUAAAAUGGAUAAAGGUCUUCAAGAAUUCCAGAGAGAGAAAACAGAGAUGCUGCAGCAGAUCUUCAAUUUGGAGAAGAAAAUGAAACAAUUGGAAGAAGAAAACAAAACCCUGGAGAUGGAGAAAUCUCUAAGAGAACAAUCCAAUCUAAAACUAUUAACAUUAGUAAAGAAAAGACUGCAGCCACAGAUUAAAAAACUGAGGGAUGACAGGGAAAAAGACAGGAAGAAAUUGGAACAAGAGAAAAGACAAAUGAAUGAGAUGAAGAUUGAAAUUCAAGACCUCCAGACAGAGAAGGAAACGCUGAUGCAGGAAUCCUUACAUUUAAAGGAGGAAAUGAAACGUGUGGAAGAUGAGAAGAAAACCUUGGAGAUGGAGAAAUCUCUAAGAGAACAAUCCAAUCUAAAAUUGGAGGAAUUCCCGAAACAAUUAAAAUUAAUAAACAAUAGUCUGAAGCCACAGAUGAAAAAACUGAGGGAUGACAAGGAACGACUGGAAAAUCAGAUGGAGACAUUAGACCAAGAGGAAAGACAAAUGAACGAGGUGCAGAUUGAAAGGAUGGAAGCGCUUCAACGCCUCCAGACGAAGGAGGAGACGCUGCUGCAGCACGUCAACCGUCAAAAAGCAGUUUUGGAAGAGAAGAAGCUGCGAGUUAAGAACGAGAUGGAUGAAUGGCUGGAGAGGAAGCUGGACUUGAAGAAGGGGAAAAAUCUUAUCAGUGAAAUUAACGAAUGCUUGGAGAACAAACAAACAGAACUCCAAGAGCUUCCUGCAAAGAAGAAAAAGAGGGGAUUCUUCUCAAGGAUGUUCAAGAGAAGAGUAUCAGACCAGUAG
This is a messenger RNA of Cololabis saira (Pacific saury), 4053 nucleotides long. Its product is annotated as myosin-11-like. Bases 1 to 4053 code for a protein of 1350 amino acids. The transcript is spliced from 2 exons. The record is from RefSeq and is a predicted model, not a curated record. Lineage: Eukaryota; Metazoa; Chordata; Actinopteri; Beloniformes; Belonidae.